CGAGUGUGUUUGUCCGGACAAUCGAAGAAGAAGACAUCUUUAUUUAAUUUUAUUUAAAAAUUUCAUUUUAAUUUGAUUAAACAAAUUUUAAAUUCGGUCGAAAGUCGUAACAAAACGCAACGAAAAGAAGCUUUGUUUGUGCCAUUUUUACGUGAUUUUAAAAGAAACAACAUUAUAGAGUCUCGGCUUCGGGACCCCGCAUUCUUUGUGUACAUAUCGUUAAGGUACCUACUGUAAUAGCUCAUAGAGAGAAGUCGCCUUAGGCCUAUCAACCUUGCAAGAAAACACACAUUACUCUUGUGUUGGAGCUGACUGAAAACUGAAUAAAUAAGCAGUCUUUGUAUGGUAUGCAAGAUCUCAAAUCUCGAUCUGAGUCACCCUCAAAAGUAGCAGCAAGUUGAUCAAAAGGCAACGUUAAUAAAAAAUAAAACGUUGACUUAUGCAACCCACGGUUUAAAUACAACAAAAAAAAAGUAAAGGAAAUUCAAUUUAAAAAAAAAAAAACAUCUCAAGCCUAGACAAAAAGAAAAAUUCAAAUUUAACGAUGGCGUCACAAGGUACUACUUCCACCUCAAGGUUAUCUCAAAUACAGAUGCGUUUUCAGCAAAAACAACUACAAGUUCGAGAACAACGAAAAAUCGAGAUGACUGCCCCAAAGACUAUUACUUCGGAUAUAAUCGAAAGUGAACCAACAUUGGCACUCAAUAAUGUUAAAUCAAAUACAACAAAGAAUCUCAAUUCAACUAUUGGCAAUGGCAAAGUACGUCAAAUGUUUAAUGAACGUCGAAGAGGUGCCGGAAUCGAUCGAAGCAAUCCACUCAAACCCAUUACAUCAAGAUCCUCCUCAUCAUCGAGCACUGUUACAACAACAUCAAUUUCAUCUAAGACAAAUGUUGUCCGCAAAUUGGAUCAAACUACAACAAGAAGACUUACAGCUAUAAGGAACAACUCGAAUGGUAAUGAUUCUGUUGAUUAUAUGGGUAAUGAUAAUGCCCUUGAAACAUAUCGAGUAAAUGAAGAUGAUUUGAAUAGUGAAACAUUUCCUGAACAACAACUUGACAAUUUUGAUAUAGUAUUACCGUCAAAACUUGAAGCUCUGAUGCUUGAUAGCUUUGGUGAAGACACUAAUAACAAUCAUCAAAUGCCAGAGAUUAAAACAAGGCUAAAUUCAAGCAUCAAAUUGAACCCUGUUUUGACUAAAAAAUCACCCCCAGUUGCAGUUUCGAAAACACCCGCAAAACCAACUCGAUCGACUUUGAAUGCUACAAGUAAGAGCAGCUUGAAUUUGAACUCUACUCAAAAACUUGCUUCGACGACACCUAAGGCUUCAACUGUCAAAAGCUCAACUAAAAUGGCUAAACCUUUGGCAAGUCCAAAAGUGAUUUCUUUGAGAGUACCAAGGGCAAAAACACCCCCAACACAGCCUCCAGGAACUGCUGCGUGUAAAUUAUGCAACCGUUUCUUCAACGAAGAUCGUUUGGCAAAGCACCAAGAAGUUUGUGAAAAGAUGGCAAUGAAAAAACGUAAGAUCUUCGAUGCAUCAAAACAUCGUGUAAAGGGUACCGAAGCCGAGAAAUACUUAAAGAAGCCUCUGCGAGGUGCAAAGACCGUUGCAAAGAACUCUUCAACCACAUCGACGACUGCAAAUUCAACAGAUGCUUCAACAAAGAAGAGUAAUUGGCGCAAGAAACACGAAGAAUUCAUAGCUGCUAUCCGAGCUGCAAAGGAAGUUCAAGCACAUUUGGCUAAAGGGGGUAAGCUUUCUGAUUUGCCACCACCUCCACCAUCAGAGAAUCCCGACUACAUAGCUUGCCCACAUUGUUCGAGGAGAUUUAAUGAAGCUGCAGCAAAUCGUCACAUACCAAAAUGUGCCAAUAUGCUUCAUAAUAAACCUAAGCCUGCUGCCAAGCGAAGAUAAACAAAAUACUCCUAAACUGUUUUCCUAAUUUUUUCUUCAUGUCCAAUCCAAUGACUAUAGAACUUUUAGUUUCAUAUUUCUUGGAUUAAUUCUUAGACUUUUAUAUUUUUUAACAUGGCUUAACAUGAGCUAAACACCUUGGUAGUUGAUACUAACUCUAAAAUUUAAAUUUUAAGUGAAAACAAAAAAAAAUCUUGAUUGUAUCCUAUGUAACAACAAAAAAAAAAACAGUUCUCGUAAUCGUAACCUUUCAUAUGUGAUAAAAAAAAAAAAAAAACAACGCAAUUAUAUUUAAUUUUACUUUAAACCUUAAAUUGUUAACAUGAGCCUUUUUUUAAUAAAAAAAUAAUCUUUUUAUAAAAUAAAAAUUUAAAUUUGUAUUUUA
Episyrphus balteatus (marmalade hoverfly) is the source of this 2303-nucleotide messenger RNA. Its product is annotated as zinc finger C2HC domain-containing protein 1C. NCBI's taxonomy places the organism in Eukaryota, Metazoa, Arthropoda, Insecta, Diptera, Syrphidae. The transcript is spliced from 6 exons. The record is from RefSeq and is a predicted model, not a curated record. The coding region runs from base 545 to 1918 and encodes 457 amino acids.